GAUUGACGACUAGUCUCGAGGAUCUUUUUUUCAAGUUUGCAAGCCCCCAAACCCGCCAAAACACAACCACAACCCGUUAAAAAUGUCUACCGACAAGCUUCCCAAGGCUCUCCAGGCCACCGAGGAGGACAUUCAGCUCCUCUUGUCUGCCCAGUCGCACCUUGGUACCAAGAACUGUGACAAGACUAUGGAGCCGUAUGUCUGGAAGAGGAGGGCUGAUGGCAUCCACGUCCUCAACGUCGGCAAGACCUGGGAGAAGCUCGUGCUCGCUGCCCGAAUCCUCGCCACCAUCGACAACCCCAACGACGUCUGUGUCAUCUCUAGCCGACCCUACGGCCACCGAGCUGUCCUCAAGUACGCCUCCUUUACCGGCGCUCAGGCUAUUGCUGGCCGAUUCACCCCUGGUUCCUUCACCAACUACAUUACUCGAUCCUUCAAGGAGCCCCGAGUGAUUAUCGUGACCGACCCCAGGGUUGACCACCAGGCUAUCCGAGAGGCUGCCUACGUCAACAUCCCUGUCAUUGCCUUUGCCGACACUGACGCCUCCCUCAAGUUUGUCGACGUCGCCAUCCCCGCCAACAACAAGUCCCGCCACUCUGUCGGUCUCCUCUGGUACCUCCUCUGCCGAGAGACCCUUCGUCUCCGAGGCACCAUCCCCCGAGGCCCCACCGGCCCCGACGGCUGGGACGUCCUCCCCGACUUGUUCUUCUACCGCGACCCCGAGGAGAUCAAGCGUGAGGAGGAGGAGAAGGCCGAGGCUGCCGCUGCCCAGGCUGUCGAAGAUGCCCCUGCCCCCCCUGUGGGCCAGGAGUGGAACGCCGAGAAUGUUGGUGAGGCUGCGCUCGCUGCUCAGCCCACUGACGCUACCCUCGACUGGUCUGCUGAGCCUACCUCUGGUGACUGGGCCGCCGAGCCCGCUGCCGAGGCCGCUUGGUAAUUGUCUUGUUUGACUUGACAUUUGCGAUAACGAGGAGGAGGGAGUCAAAAAUUGUGGUUCAGGUGGUAGUAGGGGGUCAAGACGGAUUGUGUUUUGCUAGGCUUCAGUUUAGUGGACAUGUAUACCGAAUUGCAUCUGCAGA
This is a messenger RNA of Cryptococcus amylolentus CBS 6039, 1079 nucleotides long. RefSeq names its product 40S ribosomal protein S0. NCBI's taxonomy places the organism in Eukaryota, Fungi, Basidiomycota, Tremellomycetes, Tremellales, Cryptococcaceae. Gene Ontology annotation, biological process: ribosomal small subunit assembly; cytoplasmic translation. Bases 83 to 937 code for a protein of 284 amino acids. The record is from RefSeq and is a predicted model, not a curated record. Gene Ontology annotation, molecular function: structural constituent of ribosome. The transcript is spliced from 3 exons. Gene Ontology annotation, cellular component: 90S preribosome; ribosome; cytosolic small ribosomal subunit.